Messenger RNA from Didymodactylos carnosus, 1440 nucleotides. Lineage: Eukaryota; Metazoa; Rotifera; Eurotatoria; Philodinida; Philodinidae. The record is from the annotation of a GenBank genome assembly.
AUGGAGGAUAAUCCUCCUGAUGGAGGAACAAUUCACCGUAAGCGUAAAAACUCAACGCAACGAGAUGAUGAAAGAAGAAGCAAGUCAAGGGCCACAAAUAAUCCACAGCGACAGCAACAUCCGCAACUGACAAAACCACCAGCACAGCUGGCUCCACUCAUUUUACAAGGUGUUAAAAUUACUCGUUUUCAGCUCAGCAAACUUAUAACGAAAACCAUGCCGGAUGUGAAAUUAAUAAACAUUCAGAGUAAUAAAAAUAAUACAUUUACCAUCUUUGCUAGCGAUGUAAACAGUUACAAUCGAAUACUACGAGAUUUAGCCAAACAGAAAUUUGAUAAUGAAAAUGACGUCAAGGUGUAUAUUCCAAGAUCGAUCCAGAAGGUCCUGGACACUGAUAAACAGGCUUUCUUGAAACGGGUUGAUGUUGAAAUAACAACACCAGAGAUUGAAAAUGCAUUAACAGCAGCAGGAUUUAAGUAUGAAAAACUUGAACGCUUACAAAAUUUCAAAAAGGACGGUCCAGGUACAACAGUUAAACUUACAUUUGCUGAUUCAUUCAAUCGUGAUACAAUUGUUCGUACUGGACUACAUUUACAGCAUUUAACUAUCAUAGCUGAACCAGCCAAGUAUUUAACCAAGCCUAUUCAGUGCUAUAAAUGCUUAGGUUUCGGACAUAUUUCAAAAUACUGUCGUGCAACUCAGCAAGUAUGUACAAGAUGCACCGAAGCACACAAUAGUAAAGACUGUGACAAAGAUGCUAAUCAAAUUAAGUAUAAAAACUGUGAGGUAGGCGGUCCACGUCAUCAAAACUCGUCAGCUACAUCGCCUGUUGACAUUGUUGAAGCUGUCUUUAAGACAGUUAUAGCAAUACUUCAACCAACUCUCGCUAAAAUAUUAGAAAAAUUAGAAUUAACAACAACCACCGCAUCACCAGCGUCUACUACUGGAACAGCUAUACAUCAGAAUCACAUGGACCUUGUUCGACAAAUACUAAUUCACGCAAAAAUGCGCCAUUUAACGAAAGAAGCGUGUUUAUUUGCUGUCAAGGAGGCACAAAAACCAAAUAAAAAAUUAAGUACGAUUGCACGUGCACUUAAGUGUGACCGUAGAACAGUUAGUCGUGUUCUGGUGCGCUUCUCGGAAACAGGAUUAUUAACCGAUCAGCAUCGACCAGGUCGGCCAACUGCUCUUACUGAAGACCAGCAAAAGAUGUUAGACAGGUAUAUCACAAAAAACCCAACUGCAACGGCUAACCAACUUUCUAACUAUGUCUUUGAUGAGUUUGGCAUUCGAGUUAGUGGACGCACUUUGCAACGAUAUCGUCGUGCUCCCGGCUUUUGUCCGAGAAAGCAACAAGUCAAAGUGAAAUCAACUGAAGGUCAAAUCGAAAAACGACAUUUUUUUGCGCUAGAACAUCAAAAUACUAACAUCAAAAAGUAG